Molecule: messenger RNA, 1916 nt
Organism: Hyaloscypha bicolor E
Lineage: Eukaryota; Fungi; Ascomycota; Leotiomycetes; Helotiales; Hyaloscyphaceae
Product: cytochrome P450
Exons: 5
Coding region: 239-1807 (522 amino acids)
Molecular function (GO): oxidoreductase activity, acting on paired donors, with incorporation or reduction of molecular oxygen; heme binding; iron ion binding
Source: RefSeq, a predicted model, not a curated record
CAGUGACCUUAUCCGCAGUCCAAAUUCAUUCCAGAGAUUCCGAAAAUGCUCUCUCGGACCGCGCGUCGGCCGCCCUCGAGCGGAAGAGAAUGCAAAUUAGGCUUUGAGGGCUCGUUGAAUCGCGGCCGGCUGCAAGUCACUCGAGCAGUAAAAGGCAUGGCCUCGCCUUCUGCUUGUGCUUCUCCUCUGCGGACAGCUGUAUCAGUCUAGUAUCGACCGCAUUGCCAAAAACUCAACCAUGAUUCUUUUCAAGGAAUUCAUCGUUGCUCUUGUCUCUGGAUUGAUUCUAGCCAUCUCCAGCUUCCUGUGGAAGCUGGCUGCACAUCGCCGGCGGUUCAAAGAUCUGCCCAAGCCGCCUCACAGCUUUCUCUUUGGGCAUCUUGCCCUCUUCUCUUCUGUCGCUCGGCAGCUUCCUGGGAAAAUUCCCAUCGCCGUCGCUAUAAACCGGAUCCAGGCCCAAUUCAACCUCCCGGAUCUGUGGUACCUCGACCUGUGGCCCCUCGCCGACCCCUUCCUGAUCACGGGUGAUCUGGCGAUCGCCAGCCAGUUUCUCAAUGACUACCCGCGGCACCCGAUCGUCCUCAAGCAGGCGCUACAGCCCCUCGUGGGCGGGACCCGUGGGCUUGUGUCCCCCGACUUGUCUGAGUGGCAUAGCUCGCGGACCAUGAUUCGCACCGCCUUUUCCAUCACUAAUGUACAGCGCUUCGUGCCCACAAUGGCGCGGUACUCGAUGCAGCUCCGUGAGGCGCUAUUAAAGCGAGCCACAAUCGGCAACCCGUUUCCCAUGAUCGGGCCUCUCGAGAAAUGGGGUGCCGAUCUCACGUUCCACUUCCUUCUUGGUAAGGAUACCGGAGUGCAGCGAGGGGGCUGGGGCGCUGAAGCCAACACGCAGGUGCAGGCACUCGUUGCAGCAGCGGACCACCCAUUUUCUGUGAAUCCAUGGACCCUUCGUCAGCAAAAGAAGGCGCGGAACCUCUGUCAAGACUAUGUGCGGCAGAUGAUAUCCAAAGCGUUGAAAGAUACAUUACAACGGGACCAGCCCGUGGGGCAUGACCAAUUUGUGUCCGUGAUAGACUCACUGGUCACGAAAUACAGGGAGGAGUAUCCAGGAAGGACACAGUGGGACGCCGAUACGCUUGUUCAACACGUAGACACUCUGGCGACGAUGUUCCUUGCUGCGGAUGUGUCAUCCAUGGUUCUUACAUACAUCUUCUGCCACGUUGCCCAAGAUCGAGCCGUAGCCGCAGAGCUGCGCAAAGAGCACAAUUCUGUGUUUCCUGGUAACAUGCAGGCCACGCUAGAAACCAUCUGCCGGAACCCGAGCAAAAUCAAAGAGCUACCCUAUACUACGGCGGUGAUCAAGGAGAGCAUGAGGCUGCGCCCACCGGGGCUAUCAGGAACCACUGCGCCGAACGGGCACACGGUCAACUACAAAGGAACCGAACAUUCUCUCGACGGGUGUUUUCUGCUCACCAACCUCUUCCGCCUCCAAUACAAUGACGACUACGUCCCCUCUCCCCUUACAUUCAACCCUUCGCGCUGGCUGCCGCAUCCGUCCGCCGAACUUGCGGACUCGUGGCGACCCUUCCAGCGAGGCCAGCAUAGCUGCAUGGGCGAGAAUAUGAUGAUGCCUGGUCUGGUGACGGCACUGCUACUGACAGUACGCGAUGUCGACAUCGCACUCGCGUAUGAUGAUGGCGAUAUAUGCCUCCCGCCGGAGCUGGGAGGCAUGGCUUAUAUGGAGGGCAACUUUGCUGCGAAGCCGGCGAAGGGUCUGCCUGUCACGGUUACGAAGGUGGCGCACUAAAAGAAAUAUUGGAUCAUAUUGCCGGUUAUUCGAACUUGGAAAUAGGAAAUAUAAUUCUUAAUAAUCUGGUAUGCGAGUACAGGCGAGAUGCGAGAUAACGCAAUUUUCC